AUGCUAGACAUGACGUAUGUGCAGGAUAUUCUUAGUACAAGGAAGAUGAGAAAAUUUCGAUGUGUAUCUCCACAAAAUAUGAAGGAUCAUGAUGAUAUUUUGCAACGAAUCAAUCAGAAUGGAAUUAAGAUGGAUUUGGUCACAGCCAUAAUAGAAUCAAGCUAUGGGGGCCACAUAACCAUAGAACCUCUUUUAUCAUUUGCUAACAAAAUGGCUAAGAAGUAUGGCCUGAACCUGGAUAGACUUGCAAAACGAAAUCGAUCAGCAUUAUUAUGUUGGUACACAGAAAAUUGGGCCACAAUAAACACACAUAUUGCAGAUAUUAAUCCAUACAGAAAAGAAAAAUUGAUUCAAAAGCUAAAGGAAUCAAAAUCUCCGAUACCAAAUCAAGGAGAUAUCGAUCCGUCGGAUAUUGGCCAACUAUUGAACUAUCAUUAA
Molecule: messenger RNA, 438 nt
Organism: Trichomonas vaginalis G3
Lineage: Eukaryota; Parabasalia; Trichomonadida; Trichomonadidae
Exons: 1
Coding region: 1-438 (145 amino acids)
Source: RefSeq, a predicted model, not a curated record